Messenger RNA from Paraglomus occultum, 2274 nucleotides. NCBI's taxonomy places the organism in Eukaryota, Fungi, Glomeromycota, Glomeromycetes, Paraglomerales, Paraglomeraceae. The record is from the annotation of a GenBank genome assembly.
AUGAAUGAAAAGGCAAGACUAACAAUAAAAACAAAAGCAAGCGGAAUAACCCGGACAGGUAGUGUUCUUAAAAUAGAUAUUGAUAAUGCUGCUAAUGGUCGAGAUUUAACUUAUUUAAUAGCAGAAGACAAUGUAAUUAAAUCAGGUGAUGAUAGUGUUGAUGCUGGAACUGAAGAAGUGGCAAAAAGGGUUGAAAAGUUGGUAGCACUGAAAAAAAAACAAACCAAGGACACUGCCACUAAUUUCUUUCAAAUAAGCAUUAAGGAAAUAAAACGUAAAGAUACAGCUCCUGAAAGUAGUGAACUUGAUAAUACUAUUAAUGCUAAUGCAAUUACGUUGGCUAAGGAUGCUUAUGUCAAUGGAGAUUUUGAUAUAAGCAAAAAUUUUGAUAUUUUUGACCACAAGAGAAAUGCUUAUGACAAUCCAGAUGAAAAAUAUGAGGCCGAGGUUGCUAAACUGGAUGAGUUAGAAACUUUACUUUCAACUCUAAAAACUGACUACGCUACUGAUUUAAAAACUGCGGCUAAUAUUCAGAUAGACAUAGAUAAACUUGAAAAAUAUAAAGACACUGCGGCAGCAACACCUGCUGGAACAGAAAUUGAAAGAGCAAUUUAUGAUUUAGACGCUUGGGGUGGUGGUAAAAUUUACAAAAGUCAGGUUGAGCAAAUUUUGAAGGCCAACGCCAAUGGAUUUGUUUUGGAAAAUACUCUUAGAUUAUUAGACAAUUUUGCUGGUACUGCAGUCACAAGAACCAUCACUAACUUAAAUGAUAUUAAAGAUGGUAAAUAUAAAGGUUUUGAUAUCACUGAGGGAGCCAAAGUAGGAGCGGCGGCUGAUAGUACUACCUUUAAUCCUACUAACUUAAAUAAAAAUGUACGUUCUCGGGAAAUUUUUGGCAAAAAUGCUGAAUCUGAUGGAACUCGUUAUAGAGUAAAAAUUAACAAUUUUCGGUUUAACAAUAGUAGCGAUAAAUACUUUGGUCACGCUAACUAUGCCGAAAUUUCUGACCGAAAAAAGCUACGGGGAUUUCAACCUGGCGACAUAAGGGCCAAUGGAACGCAUACAAUUCAUGGCACGACUGGUUUUAAUUAUGGUGAUGAUGGUACUAAAGUUGUUGUAACAACAGAAUAUAAUGAUGAUAAAACUCCUAAAACAAGUGACAAUACUACGUCUCAUGCUGAUUUAACUAAAAAAUGCUUUGAUAUUUUACAUUUGGCAACUGAUGGUACUGCUGAUAAUACUGAUGACAUUAUUCGAAUAGCUUUCACUAAUAAUAACUUUGCGGAGUUAAAACAUGAUAAUCCAACUACUGACCCAACUAAAUAUCAUGACCUACUAAAAAAGCAGAUUUUGCUGCUUGAAAAGCAAAAGUUCAAAAAUACCAAGCCACGGGCAAUAAUGAAGCGUAAUGAUUCUCCUACAGGAGGUUUUACAAAAGUUGCUGAAUUGGAAAAAGCCAUAAGUGAUAAUAAUGACAAUAAAAAUAUAAAGAAAAUCUAUGAGGAAUUUAAAAAGUUAAGUGAUAGCACAACCACUAAAAAAACGGAUAGUCUUUUUAAUGCCUUGGAUGCUCUAAUUAAGGAAUUGAGAAAAACUGGCCCAGGCGGAGACACUCCGAAGACUUGGAAAUCAAAUUUAAAUGCGGAUAAGGUGGCAGAUACAGAAAUAAAAAAAUUAACUGAUGCGAUAAAAUUAGCUGAAGAUGAAAUAAAGAAGGAAGGGGAUGCAGCGGUAACUGCUAUUGCCAUUAAAAAUCAGGAAAGCAUUAAAUUAGUCAACGAAAUUAAAAAAUUAUUUAAACUCUGCCAAGAGGCUCAUGAGGGGUUGGAAUGUGAUACGGUGAAAGAUGUAAAAGAUAAUGUUAAAGGUCUUGAUAAAGAUGAUAAAAGUCGACUCGAAGCCGCUGUGGCUCUUAAAAAGGAAACGAGUGAUGAAGGAAAAUUAUUUUACAAAAUAUUUAGUUUGGAAAGCACUUCUGAAUACAGCGAUAGCGAGGAUAAAUUAGAUGAGAGUUUAACAGAUAUUAAAAAGCAUAUUGAAGAGUUAGAAAAAUUAAUCAAGGCUAAGGAUACGGACACUAAUACAAUAGGUCAAAUUAAAAAGAAGUUGAAAGAGGUAGAAAGUGUAGAUUCUGAUUUUAAGGUUGACACCGUCUUGAGCAACUGGAAAAGUAAAUUAGAAGCACGAAAAACAGAGUUGCAAAAAAAGAAAGAUGAAAAAAAAGAUAAUACGGGAGGUGGCAAUAAACCAGAGAAGCCAUGGUGGAAAGAGUGA